CAUCGUGCUGGGUGGUAUGACACCUCUGUAUUUCCACAUUGUCAACGUGUGUUUGCACUGCACCGUAACCUGCCUGCUGAUGCACGUAUGCCAGUGCCACGUGUUUGAAAACCGCCGCCUGGCCUUCGUCACGGCGCUCCUCUUCACCGUGCACCCUGUCCACACCGAGGCUGUGUCUGGUAUCGUGGGUAGAGCUGAUGUGUUGGCCUGUCUGCUGUUUUUGCUGACAUUCCUCUCCUAUAUUAGGAGUGUGAGUGGGCGUGUCUCUGAGGACUCGCUGGCCUUCACGGUGUCGUCAUCUUCGCUCUUCCUCAGUUUGCUGCUGGGCACCUGCGCCAUGCUGGUGAAAGAGACAGGCAUCACCGUGUUUGGAGUGUGCUUGCUCUAUGAUGCCCUGGUGCUUUGCCGCAAGCCUCUCAUGUAGUAAGGACACAGGCUCUUCCUUUCUUCCUCUUUAUUUUUUCCCCAUCUUCUUUUAUCUGGCCAACAUGUUGCUGAACGUGGGCAUCGUUUUUCAGCAAAUUCUAACACCUGUGAGCUACCACUACAACCAUAAAGAAUUUGUUUGUUAGCAGACAAAAUGAGCUUUUUCAGGCACCAUGCGCAUA
Messenger RNA from Pundamilia nyererei, 608 nucleotides. RefSeq names its product transmembrane and TPR repeat-containing protein 1-like. NCBI's taxonomy places the organism in Eukaryota, Metazoa, Chordata, Actinopteri, Cichliformes, Cichlidae. The record is from RefSeq and is a predicted model, not a curated record. The transcript has 3 exons. The coding region runs from base 17 to 424 and encodes 135 amino acids. Gene Ontology annotation, biological process: protein O-linked glycosylation via mannose. Gene Ontology annotation, molecular function: mannosyltransferase activity.